Molecule: messenger RNA, 588 nt
Organism: Aspergillus aculeatinus CBS 121060
Lineage: Eukaryota; Fungi; Ascomycota; Eurotiomycetes; Eurotiales; Aspergillaceae
Exons: 1
Source: RefSeq, a predicted model, not a curated record
UCACUCCUCCUCGGCCUCGUCCUCGGAGUCGUCCUGGCUACCGCCAUCCACCCCCUCACCGUGCCCCAGCUCCUCACCACCGCCCUCACGCACCUCGCCCAUCCCUCUGCAUCCCCAUCCGCCGUCCCCGUGACCGGGGGCUUCGUCUUCGACGCCGAAACCGGCGAGGCCAAGUGCGGCACGCACUGGACGGAGGCCAAGCGCCUCGGGUGCCACUUCGACGUGAUGGCAUCGCGGUGGUACUCGCCCGACUGCUUUAACCGCGGGGUGCUGGACCAGAUGCUGACGGAGGUGGACUUCCGGUGGUACGCCGAUCGCGAGCAUACGCAGGAGGUGGCGCGGGAGCGAGUGCUGGCCGGCGAGUUCGACGCCGUCUACCCGGACAACGACUACCACAUCAUGCACUGCCUGUACCUGUGGCGCCGGCUGCAUUCCGCGGUGCUGGAGCAUCGGUUCUUGGACGAUGACGUGUACAGCUAUGGGCAUACGCUGCACUGCACGCGAUUGAUCAUGCGGUGGCCCCGGGGGCUGAAUACGACUACGGUUGCGACGGCGGGAAUCCCGUAUUGUAGGGCGACGCCGUUGUGA